Osmerus eperlanus (European smelt) is the source of this 5989-nucleotide messenger RNA. RefSeq names its product euchromatic histone-lysine N-methyltransferase 1b (gene ehmt1b). NCBI's taxonomy places the organism in Eukaryota, Metazoa, Chordata, Actinopteri, Osmeriformes, Osmeridae. The record is from RefSeq and is a predicted model, not a curated record. The transcript has 25 exons. Gene Ontology annotation, cellular component: chromatin; nucleus. Gene Ontology annotation, molecular function: zinc ion binding; p53 binding; histone H3K9 methyltransferase activity. Gene Ontology annotation, biological process: negative regulation of transcription by RNA polymerase II; peptidyl-lysine dimethylation. The coding region runs from base 191 to 4351 and encodes 1386 amino acids.
GAGAGGAAGGAAGAGGAACGGUCUGUUCGAGACUCCCGCUCGCUCGCUCGCUCGCUCUCUCACUCUCUCUCUCUUGCUCUCUCUCUCUUUCUCUCUUGCUCGCUCUCUCUCUCUCUCUCUCUCUCUCUCUCUCUCUCUCUCUCUCUCUCUUGCUCUCUCUCUCUGUGUCUGCCUCAACCUCUCCUUCUCAAUGGAGGCCAACAGAAAGCAGCCCACAGGUGUGGGUAAGAGUGUGGGCCGAGGGGGACCGGCUGCGGAGAAGAUGGAGUCCACCGGGGGGAGAGAGGAGGAGGAGGAGGAGGAGGAGGAGGAAGAAGGAGAGAGAGACAAGAAGGCCACAGCCAGGCUAGCAUCGUCUCCCAGGCCGGAGGCGGAGCUAAACGGAACCUGCGACAUCACAAAGGCGGGCGCCAGGCACCAGAGCCCCGCCUCCUACCCCUCCCCUAGCAACAGCUCCCAGCCGGUCGCCGAGAACGGCUUGUUGGACCUGGAGCCGCCCCCUCACGGCUCCCUCACGGGCAGCAACGGAUACAUCCUCAGCAAGCAGCAGGAGGGCGCGUUGGGUUUGGCGUUAGGGGCCGCCCCACACAGGACUAGCUGGUCGCCUUCGGGCACCGCAACAGGGGUGGAACACACGGACAAAUCCCUCCCGCCCUCGGCAGCCGGGCGCGGCCCGUCUCUGGGAGUACCGAGGGGUGAGCCUGGUAUGGGAACCGCGUCAGAGCAGGGGCCCACAGAGACUGAAAAUGGCACCUCUCCUGGGCAUCCACCUACCGCAGUACACAGAGCACGCAAGACCAUGUCCAGACCUGCCUCGAACCAGACACUAAAGCUUUUAAACAGGGAAUUAAAAGAACCAAAUAGUGCGAAAGAGGAGAGCCGGGUAGGACCAGAGGUCGACAAACCUCCUCCACCGCCUUCCUCCCAGAACCAGCUACCUCAGAGCCAAAACAACCUGCCCAGUGCCCCUCCAUCCAAACCCACGGCGGCGCUGGCGUUCAGGAAGAAGAAGAGGAAGAUGGGAACGUACAGCCUGAUUCCCAAGAAGAAGACCAAGGGAUUGCGUCAGAGGACCAUGCUGGAGAUGUUCACAGAGAUCCAGCAGUCUGCAGAGGGGCCCCAGCCCAAGGAAGAAGCCCACCUGAACGGGGAGAGGAUGGAGAACACCUGGGAGGAGGACGAGUGGGAGGAGGAGUCUGAGGAGGAGGAGGAGGAGGAGGAGCAGGCCAGGGAAGGAGGCGUCGCCGCCCAGGAGAGGAGACUUACAGCAGGUCCAACUUCUCAGGGGGAGCUGGGAGAGGAGCAGUUCUCCGAGGACUCGGGUGAGGAGGAAGGAGAAGACGAGGACACCGAGUCGGACCUGAGUUCCGAAUCCAGCUUGAAGAAGAAACUCAAGAAGAAAGCCAAGGGGGACAGUGUCUGGCUUCGGCCCUCCAGGAAACGCAAGAAGAAGCUCAAGUCCAAGACUGAGCUACGCACGUACGGCCUGUCCCAGCCUCAGACCCAGCCCGGCUUCAGUGAGGAGUACUCAGAAGUGCCCCUGGAGUACCUCAACCUCCCAGCCCAGGAGAAGCUGCUCUCCCCCUGGGGCCCCGGUGUGUCGCAAGCGGCGUCGGGCCCUGACGCCGACCCGGCCCAGGAGCUCCCGCUCUGCAGCUGCCGCAUGGAGACGCCCAAGACCCGCGAGAUCCUCACGCUGGCCGACAGGAAGUGCAUGGCCACGGACAGGAAGUGCAUGGCCACGGACAGGAAGUGCAUGGCCACGGACAGGAAGUGCAUGGCCACGGACAGGAAGUGCAUGGCCACGGACAGGAAGUGCAUGGCCACGGACAGCGUGGACGGCCUGCUGAGCCGUUGCCAUGGCGCCGUGCUGAAACAGCAGAUGAUGAGGCCGUCCAACUCCGUCCAGCUUCUGGCGCUGUGUGAGGACCACCGGGGGGGCAUGGUCAAGCACCAGUGCUGCCCAGGAUGUGGCUUCUUCUGCAGGGCCGGAACCUUCAUGGAGUGCCAGCCGGACGUCAGCAUCUCCCACCGGUUCCACCUGUCCUGCGCGUCCGUGCUGAAGGGCCAGAGCUUCUGCCCCCACUGUGGAGAGGAGGCCAGCAAGGCCAAGGAGGUCACCAUCGCCAAGGCCGACACCACUUCCACCGUGGCCCAGGCGCCCCUGCACGGGCCAGCCACGCCCGGGGCCCUGGAGGGCAGGGCGGACACCACCACUGGAGGGCCGUCCCGUCUCUCUGUGGGAGCAGAGCAGAGCGGCCGAGCCGACAGCUCUCUGCCUGGCCCUCCUGGGGGUCUGCUGCUGGAGGCCUUUCCCCCUGCCGGAGGCUCCCGAGCUGGGGCCCUGGUGGUGGGGGUGGGGCUGGGCGGCGUGGCCCCCACCGGAGCCCCUAAGGAAACCCUGGAGAGCAUCCUCCAGGCCCUGGACACGGAGAAGCCUAAAAAGCUGCGGUUCCACCCCAAGCAGCUUUACGUCUCGGCCAAACAGGGAGAACUCCAGAAGGUUCUACUCAUGCUUGUCGAUGGAAUUGACCCCAACUUCAAGAUGGAAACCCAGAACAAGCGCACCCCUCUCCACGUCUCCGCAGAAGCGGGCCACCAGGAGAUCUGCCACCUGUUGGUCCAGGCCGGUGCGAACCUGAACAUCUGUGACGAGGACCAGCGCACCCCACUGAUGGAGGCGUGCGAGAACAACCACCUGGAGACCGUCAGCUACCUGCUGAAGGCCGGCGCCGGGGCCGCGCACAAGGAUGUGGAAGGGUUCACAUGUCUCCAUCUAGCUGCAAAGAUCGGGCAUUACAACAUCGUGGAGCACCUUCUGUCCACCAGACUGGUGGACAUCAACUGUCAGGAUGACGGCGGGUGGACAGCCAUGAUCUGGGCGACCGAGUACAAACACCUGGACCAGGUGAAGCUGCUCCUAUCUAAGGGGGCGGACAUCUACAUUAGGGACAAGGAGGAGAACAUCUGCCUCCACUGGGCAGCGUUUUCUGGCAGUGUGGAGAUAGCUGAGCUGCUGCUGGAGGCACGCUGUGACCUCCACGCCGUCAACGUCCACGGAGACUCCCCGCUGCACAUCGCUGCGAGGGAGAACCGUCUGGAGUGUGUCACGCUGUUCCUGGACCGCGGUGCCGAUGUGAACCUGAAGAACCGCGAGGGGGAGACGCCCCCAGACUGCUGCAGCCAUAGCUCCAGGGUGUGGCUGGCCCUGCAGGUCAACAGGAGGGAGGUGGAGGCACGCAGCAACACACCUGGGGAGGAGAGGACUCUCAACAGAGACAUAGCCAGAGGCUACGAGAGAGUUCCGGUGCCAUGUGUGAACUCUGUGGACAGCGAACCCUGUCCAGACAACUACAAGUACGUCCCUGUCAACUGUGUCACGUCCCCCAUGAACAUCGACAAGAACAUCACGCAUCUGCAGUACUGUGUGUGUAAGGACGACUGUUCAUCAAGCAGCUGUAUGUGUGGGCAGCUCAGCCUUCGCUGCUGGUAUGACAAGGUAAGACUGCUGCUGCCAGAGUUCUGCCUCGAGGAACCGCCUCUCAUAUUUGAAUGUAACCAUGCCUGUUCCUGCUGGAGAAACUGCAAGAACCGCGUGGUGCAGAACGGAUUGAGGGUUCGUCUUCAGCUCUUCAGGACCGUUCAGAAGGGUUGGGGUGUCCGGGCUCUGCAGGACAUACCCCGGGGGACGUUUGUGUGCGAGUACGUGGGAGAGAUCAUCUCGGAUGUAGAUGCGGACGUCCGCGACAACGACUCGUACCUGUUCAACCUGGACAGCAAGGUGGGUGACGCGUACUGCAUCGACGCCCGUUUCUAUGGCAACAUCAGCCGGUUCAUCAACCACACGUGCGAGCCCAACCUGUUUCCAUGUCGCGUGUUCACCACGCACCAGGACCUGCGCUUCCCCCACAUAGCCUUCUUCGCCUGUGAGAACAUCAAGGCCGGAGAAGAGCUUGGGUUCGACUAUGGAGAGAGUUUCUGGGACAUCAAGGGGAAGCACUUCAGCUGCGAGUGUGGUGCUACCAAGUGCAAGCACUCUGCGGCGGCCAUCGCCUCUCUUCAGGCGGACAGCACACCCGAAGACCCCCAGCAGCCCAGCGCCCUACCAGACACCAGCUCCUCCACCACCCCCUCUAGUCCGCCCUCAGCCCCGCCCUCAGCCCCGCCCUCAGCCCCGCCCUCAGCGCCGCCCUCAGCCCCACCCUCAGCCCCGCCCUCAGCUCUCACCCCUACCAGGACCACCAGGCCAGGGGAGAUUCCCUCUCCACUCUCCACUGAACACAAACCCAACCCCAGGGCCAAUGCUGUCCACUUCCCCAGCAGUCGUCCUCCGCUCCCCAGGCCACUAUGAUGGACCGUCUCCAUCCGGCCUAUGGAGGCCUGUCACAGACAGACCCGAUGCACUAUCACCCCCCCACAGAGACCCCCCCCCCAACCUCUCCACCACACUCCCACUUACAACCAUCAGCUCCUCACCAGCACAAACUCUUUCAAAACUUCUAUUCGAACUCUUCUUGGUGCGACACAUUUGACAGAAAUAACUUGUGUGUGUCUUGCGCACCUCAAUGAGUGUACAGAUGCUGUGGCAUGCGUGCGCCGCGCGUGCGUGUGAGAGUAAGUCCCUGUGUUUUCGCUAUUUUAAGCCUCCCUCUUGGUAGUAUCAUCCUGGGAGGACUGUGUUCCUUGUUGCUGGUCUGAGUCUGGGGUGUACUGAACCAGGAUAUUCUUCUGAUCUGCAGGAUGCACCUGUUGCAUGCUGGGUUUUCUUAUCCUCUCACCAAACCACAGAAGAAAACUACACCCUCCAGUUUCUAACUUUUUUGUGUUUUUACCUCAUGUUAUUUUUUGAUUAAGAAAGAGACAGUUGAGGGGGGGGGGGCAUUUUUCAACACAUCUUUUACAGGUCAUCCUCUUUCUCUAAUAUUUGUAAUAGGAAAAUUGUGGUUAGUGCCAGAUAUGUGUAUAUUAUAAAACCAGUCAUUUCACCAAUCAUUUGUAUUUGAAUAAUCUAAUUUACAAUCUGAAAAUGUGAUGCACAUGUUUAGGUUAUUUUAUGCUGAACACCUUCUGAGGUUAAGUUUCAAAUGACCUUUAAGCGCUUUCACAUGAAAUUAAUGUAGAUCUGAGGACGAUGAAAAUCUAGUGGAGUCAAACAGACGGGGAGUGUACAGUGAAGACCAUUCCAAUCAUUUCUAUCCAGACAGGAGCAUAUUAAAGGCAAGGAGAGUUUCAAUGGCUAUUUACUAUUUACGUGUUGCUAUAAAGACCCGUAUAUUAAGCAUGGCUUCCCAUGAAAUGGCCUUGUUGUUGAGGGUGUUGUGGUUUAGAAAGGGGAGCAAACGUGGAGUGUUACUGGUCUUCCAACUUUAGUGUGUGACUAGGACUGACAUGACCGAUUUGUACAGUUUGUACCAUACAUACCAUACCGUUCCUGCAAAACAGGUGGAUAUUUCACUUUUUGGUUGAUUCAGCAGAAUUUCCAACCAAGCAUGUUUAUGGGGAUGACUCACGAGUCACAAAUCAUUAAUUUACGACAAUUAUGGAGGGAUCAACUGGUUAAACGCUAAUAGGGUAAAACGAAAGCAAAUGGUGCUGUCAAUGGUUCUCUCAUUUUAAUGUUGUAUUGCUUCAAAAGUUAAUACAAGUUGUAAAGUAUGCUGAUUUUGUUUUUUUUACACAUUUAAAUUUAACUUUGCUUUUCCUUUUUUUUUUUUUUUUUACCUGUAGCUACUGUAGUUAGCCUGUUUCAAUUUUGUUCCAUGAAUUAAUGUUGAUGGAAACCUACGCAUUUAUCUCCCUGUCUAAUUAAAUGUGGUUAGUUAGGCCUAUGGUAGUGAUUCUUGUGUACAUUUUCUGCAAGCUUUGAAUACAGAAAUGGUAAUAAAAAUGACCAUGACUUACUUUCUGUUACAUAUUUCUGGACUGAGACAUCCAUACAAUUUGGUUGUACCUUUCUUUUUCAAUAAAUUUACUACUAGUGGAUUUUGUU